GUUUGGAAAGUCGACGAUUGGCUGAUUGCUGUUCCAGCUUUGGAGUUGGAUCGAAGAAAUCAAAUAAUCAGGUUUGGUGAGCAUCCCAAUGAUUGGGAAACUUGUUUCUACUCUCUGUAGAAAAUAUACUUCAAUCAAAUUCAAAAAAUGCACAAUUUUUCUUGGCAUCAGAGGAGAACAAAAAUUCUACUCCAAUUCAAUGGCCAAUCAAAACACCACCUCUUCCACUGCCAAAAACUACAACAACCUAUACCAUCUUCAUUAGCUGUUCUGGCAUGUUGGUCGGGCUUCUUUUUGGCACUGCAAGUUUUUCCAUCUAUGAAUGGGUUUAGGUAGCGAUGCUUCUUUGAGAAGAUCUUCUCAAAAGGGGAGCUUGUAGAGGGUGAUAAAAUGAGGCAAAAAGGGAAUGACCAAGUACAUAGAGAGAAAAGGAGGAAAAGCAAAAUAUGACAUUGGUUAGUAAGUAAUAGUAUUUUUGAUUUUGUCAUUGCUGGAAUGAGUCUUGGAAUUAAGUUUGGGUUAAAGAAACUUGGGGAUGUAUUGGUUUGUAGUUUAGUGGAUAAAUUAGUUAUUAUCUAAUUUUAGAUUUGUUUCUUACAAUGUUAGGUUUGCUACAUCCAAACAAGUUUUUUAAUUUUUAUUAUUUUUUUCUUUUUGAAUCUUUCCUUAUUUUGUGGUCUAUUUCUCAUCUCUUACAUAAGCUGCUGCUCAUUUCAGUUAUGUUGGAAUGUCUGUUAGAGUUCUACAUUGACAGUACUAUGUAGGAGUUGAUAUAAAGUCCGUUAGCAGAAAAACCAUUACAGAUCCUAUACCUCGGCUUGUUUAUAUUCCUUUUUUUGCUCUACUUUCUUUAGCAGGAGAUGUCAUUGUGGGAGUAUCUCUGGGGUAAAGUUGGAACUCAGUUUUCAAUAUUGAAGCUUGGCAUUGCAUCUUUUGCAGAAAUCUUCAGUCAUGCAGCAACACAGUUAUCUGAGAUGGUCUUGGCAAUAAUCUUCUUUCACAGUUCAGAAUAUGCAUUAGCAAUUGCUAUACAUGGGAGAUCAAAUGUCACUCUUACCUCACUUCUCAUCAGCAAACACUAUGUUUUGGCAAUGAUCUUCUCGUUACUUGAGUAUUUCUUUGAAAUCAUUCUAUUUCCUUGGUUGAAAGAAUUCUGGUGGAUAAGCAACUUUGGGCUUGCAAUGGUUGUAAUAGGAGAAGUUAUUAGGAAACUGGCUAUUAUAACGGCUGGUCGUGCCUUUACACACCUUAUCAAGAUUCACCAUGAGGAGCAUCACAAACUAGUUACUCAUGGAGUGUAUAGAUUUGUUCGUCAUCCAGGAUAUUGUGGCUUCUUAAUUUGGGCAGUUGGCAUUCAGAUAAUGCUAUGCAACCCCAUGUCUACGGUAGCAUUUGCAAUUAUUGUUUGGCGCUUCUUUGCAGAACGAAUACUUUAUGAGGAAUAUUUCUUAAGGCACUUUUUUGGAUCAAAUUACGAUGACUAUGUUCGACGAGUGCCUUCUGGGGUGCCAUUUGUGAAAUGAAGAGUAAUUCAUUUUGUCGGUAUGGCUGGCUUUCUCUUCCCAUAAACUUUUCGAUGAGCGUGUAAUUGGAACUUCUAGACAAGUAAGAUGAUUUCUGUUUUGCAGCCUAGUACUUUUUUCCAGUUGUAAAUUUCUGGACUUAAUUUAAUUAUGUAAAUUGGCAAUGGAAUCCCAGAUGACAAAAGCUUCCUACUAGUUUCCCAUCUGCAUGUGAAAUUGCCAAAUUGUUCCAUGAGAUGUUCAAUGAUAUGCAGUUGGACCAUGCUUUCCAGCCAUGUUUAUUGUGUUU
This is a messenger RNA of Rubroshorea leprosula, 1812 nucleotides long. The record is from the annotation of a GenBank genome assembly. Lineage: Eukaryota; Viridiplantae; Streptophyta; Magnoliopsida; Malvales; Dipterocarpaceae.